CCUGCAAAGCCAGCCACACCCCAUCCAUCUCCAUCCCCAGUCCCCCACACACCUCACCAGGGUAGCAGAGCUAGCAUAGUCUCCAUGGCGGCGGCCAAGAUCGCCAUCCUCCUGGUCGCGGCCGCGCUCUUGGCCGCGGCAGGGGCGGCGGACCCCCAACCCCCGCAGCUCUCAACGGAAGCCCAGUGCUGGCCGUGCUACUCCUCCUGCAUGCACACGUGCGACGACGGCCACGGUGGCACCCCCGCCCCCGAUGUCGUCAACUCUACCGAUGGCAGUGCAGUUGGUGUACGCUCCGCCGUCGGCACUCUCGCUGCCAUCCACAAAACCGAGGAUGGUUCAGGCGCCCCCAUUGCCGACGGCUACGACGAGAAAGGUGGCAACAAAGGUGACGGCGAGGAAUACUUCGAGUGCAAGAAGAAGUGCAUCGUCUGUUGCUACAAGGACCUGCCGCCGGUGUGCUACAAGAUGUGCGUCUCCCAGACCUGCCUCGCCCUGCCACCAUGUAAACGAGGGGAUUGCUACAAAGCAUGCGGGAUCAAAUGCUUCCACAACCAGCCGACGCCCACACCUCCUAAGCCCAUGCCACCGCCGCCAUCACCCCCGAAGCCCAUGCCACCGCGGCCGUCGCCCAUUCCACCGAAGCCAUCCCCGCCGAAAGCCGCUGCCAAAGCCACUGGCUACUAGCUGUAUCUGUGUCGAGCAACACUAGCAACAACUGAUGGGUGUACGCGACGAGGUCUAUGCACACAUACAUUCAAAUAGAAACUCGCCAUAUUUAUAGCACAACACAUAAAUACAGGGACUACAUGAAUAUAUGAUGGCGCCCUAUAUGAUUGCUACAUUUUUUUUCUUACGACAAAGGAUGAAUUUUAUUUACUCGCUCCAUCCAUAUAUAUAGGGCCUAAUAUGUUUUUCGAGAUUGCCUUUGACUA
Molecule: messenger RNA, 935 nt
Organism: Triticum aestivum (bread wheat)
Lineage: Eukaryota; Viridiplantae; Streptophyta; Magnoliopsida; Poales; Poaceae
Product: transcriptional-regulating factor 1
Exons: 2
Coding region: 85-687 (200 amino acids)
Source: RefSeq, a predicted model, not a curated record